GGUGCCUUUCCUUCUCUUCGCGUUGUGCAGCAGCUGGUCUAGCAUCGUGCUCGUAGUUGAACCGGACGUUUCCUCGACAAAUUCUUAUAAAACUUACGCAAAAAUGGCUUUCGGAGAUGUAAAGACCCCCAAAGGACUGCAGGAACUGAACAACUUCUUAGCAGAGCACAGUUACAUCGAGGGUUACGUCCCGUCCAAAGCCGAUUUGUCGGUGUUUGAAGCUCUGGGAAAGGCUCCAGCCGGUGAUAACGUCCACGCUCAGCGCUGGUACCGUCACAUCGCCUCAUUCAGCGUCCAGGAGCGUGCAGCUUGGGGAGGACAAGCACUGCCUCAGGUUGCCGGUUCUAAGCCAACAGUGGCCGAGCCGGCCCCGGCUUCGGCUGCUAACGAUGACGACGAUGUGGACCUGUUCGGAUCGGAGGAUGAGGAGGAAAGUGCCGAAGCGGCCAAGUUGAAGGAAGAGCGUUUGGCUGCCUACAAUGCCAAAAAGUCGAAGAAACCGGUGCUGAUUGCCAAGAGUUCCAUCAUACUCGAUGUGAAGCCCUGGGACGAUGAGACCGACAUGGAGCAGAUGGAAACCUCAGUGCGUAGCAUCGAGAUGGAUGGUCUGCUUUGGGGAGCCGCCAAGCUGGUCCCGGUCGGUUACGGUAUCAACAAGUUGCAGAUCUGUUGUGUCAUCGAAGAUGACAAGGUUUCCGUGGAUGAACUGCAGGAGAAGAUUCAGGACUUCGAAGACUUUGUACAGUCGGUUGAUAUUGCAGCUUUCAACAAAAUUUAAGCAAGUGCUUGUGACUGUUCCAGUAAUCACAAAAUGAAAGUAACUUCCAAUGCUCUGUCUGUUUUACUAACUCCAAAAUAAAAAAAAUACUUGUAACUAAUUUAUACAGAAAA
Molecule: messenger RNA, 891 nt
Organism: Topomyia yanbarensis
Lineage: Eukaryota; Metazoa; Arthropoda; Insecta; Diptera; Culicidae
Gene: eEF1beta
Product: probable elongation factor 1-beta
Exons: 2
Coding region: 104-778 (224 amino acids)
Biological process (GO): translational elongation
Cellular component (GO): eukaryotic translation elongation factor 1 complex; cytosol
Molecular function (GO): translation elongation factor activity; guanyl-nucleotide exchange factor activity
Source: RefSeq, a predicted model, not a curated record